AUGUUUGCUGUCUCUCUACAGAUCAGGACGGACUCAGUAAGAUCAUACUCUUCUUCAAUAGCACCAACUACCCCUCAGACUAGGAUCAGUGUGCCUCAUGUAGCACCACAGCCCUCUCCUCCUCCCCCACCCCCACCACCACCCCCACCCCCUCCUGCUGCUCCCUUUAACAAAUACAGCACCAUUAGCAGACAACAGGCAAGCAAACAGCCAGUCACACAUUCCUUUGUUAAUCUGCCCACUAUGGGGCAGCAGGCUAUCCCACCAGCCCCGCCCUCGCAGCUGCUGAAGCCACAGUUGCUAGUUGAAAGUGAUGGGCAGUGUGUUCCUCUGCCAGUUCCCUUGACUCCUCCACCCCCACCACCCAUUCAAACAAUCCCUGCUGUAGCUGCAUUGAAACCAGAACCAUCCAGUCCUUCCCCCAUACUUCCUGCCUUCACCCCACCACCUCCACCACAGAAAUUACAACAGCAAAACAUUCCGGCCGUUGCGCAGCUGUUGGUUCCUCCUCCUCCACCUCCUCCACCACCACCACCUCCCCCUCUGCCAGCUGUAUUGCAGGCCAUUGUCCCUAAAAAGAUAGCAGCUCCAUUCAGCACCUCUGUAAAUCAUCCACCUCAAACAGCUCCUAAACCAGCAGUGUCUAGUGUUGUUCAGAUGGAACCCCUUCCAACACCACCCCCUCCCCCAACCCCUCCCCCAACAUCAGCAAAACCACCCAAGUUCUCAGUUGCACAGAUGCCGAUGCCACUGCCACCACCCUCUCUUCCUUCAUCCCCUCACCUACCUGCACCAAAGCAACUGGGUGAAGCUACAGACCAAGUGCCCAUUCCUCCUCCACCUACAGUAUCCAUUGUGAAACAGUCCAUUAGCCAGUUCCAGCCUCCACCACCACCACCUCCACCUGCAAAGACGCCAGCAACCUCCCUUCCAGCUCCCAUGUCACCCCCAGCUGUGAAAGCAAAACCCAAAUGGCAGCCUAGUUCCCUCCCAUCACCUGAGUUUCCUCCUCCACCUCCUGAAAGCAGUUUACCCCAACCUCCCCCACCUGCCCCCACUCCUCCUCCCACUCCAAUCAAAUCCGCUUCGGUCAAAAAACCGAAAAAAACAUCCAGCCCCAGUGCCAAGAAGCCACCUCCCACACCCCAGAGGCAUUCCAGCAUAAAAGGAUCCAGUUGUGCAGAUAUGAAGGAGUCCAGAAAUCCUGUGGAGCCCCUAUGCAACAAGUUUGAACAACCAACAGUUUCCUUAGCCUCUCCAGCACCAGAUGCCACAGCUUCACCGCCUGCUCCCUCGAAGCCUGGCAAGUUAAAUUUGGCUGCAGUAAAUUUGAUGUUCCCACCAGGAGUGCAGCCAGGUAAAGGGCCAGGAGUUCCAACUGCUUCAAAGGAGCCUGUGUCCGAGUUUCCCUCGCCGCCUUCGGAUUCAGACUUCCCACCCCCACCUCCAGAUUUAGAUCUUCUACCCCCUCCUCCAAUGGAGAUGGCAGCUCCUGGUGGUUUCUCCAAUGCUGUUCCACCUAAAGUAGCUGUGGUAAACCCUCAGCCGCAAACCUGGUCCAAAUCAUCUGUGAAGAAGGCGCCACCACCAGUACUUCCCAAAAGGAGUGACAGCACCCGCUUGACACAAGGAGAGCCUACAGAACACCAAGCUCCUCCCAUCAAUCCAGUACCAGUGUCUCCAAAACCAGCCUUGUCUGUACAGCCUCAUUUUCUGGCUGACCUCAAUAGGACUCUGCAAAGAAAGUCUUUCACCCGACAUAGCUCGGUAACCUCUGCACGUCAAUCCAAAGCAGACACCAUCACCACCAUGGAUGACAUGGUGCUUCCUCCCCCUCCUCCUGAGUUGCUUUUUGACCAGGAAUCUACUGGCGCAUAUGCAUCUGGCAACAUCUCAGGCUAUGCAACGUUACGGCGUGGACCACCUCCAGCUCCACCCAAACGGGGAGACAGCACUAAGUUGAGUCGGGAUUGUUGAUGACCCAGCCGCCUAUGUGCUGUUUACAUGCUGCUCCAUAUACUCCUCAUCUGCAAUAUUCAAAGCGAUAUAUUAAUUGCCUUUCUUAAAACUCUGGCUGCAUACAUCUUCAACAAAAUUAGAUCACAUUACUCUUUGUAGAAAUCCUCAUUCUUGGAUCAAUGAAGUGUUGUGUUUCACUUGUAAAGUCAAAUCGCUCUACUUGUGUAAAUAUGGAUGCUUUGGCAUAUAAUGAGACCCAGUAUUGGGACAGGGUGCUGGAGUUUGUGGUUUAUCUGAAAGUUUCCCAGUUAGUUCAGUGGGGAUAGUUGAGGUGGACCCAGAGAAAAUGAAUGCUUUCCUUCCACUUAGUCCUAUUAAAGGUCGUUGUGAUUUAAUUUGGAAUUUUUGUCUUUGCCAUUGGAAGACUUCUUAAUUGGCAACCUUCCCAGUGUGAUUAUUAGCAGUUUUCUUUGUUUUUGGGAGCUGGGACUAGAAGUAUGGUCAUGAUCAGUUGGGGAAGGGACUGUUAAUUUUCUUCAUUCUAUUGGUUUUCAACAUUUUAAAUGUUCCUCAUGGAAAUAAAGCCUACAGAAUGUUGACUGAUUGGAGGUUUGGAAUUCUCAUAUGUUUUGAUCUGACAAACCCUUCUCAAUUGGAGUCACCUAAGACUUUAAGCUUCUAUUUUGAAGGGUGAAACAGAGCAUCAGUGACUUAGUUUUUUUUAAAAUCUAAGGUGUUGAAGCUUUUAAAUGAUUGAGUGCAAGAAAGGUGAUAAAGAAUAGAUCUGGAUUCUCACAACACAGGUCCAAGAAUAAGAUUGAAAAGUUCACUGCUACUUUUACAAUUAUUUUAUUUGAAUCUACUGACAGUAUACUGAUUGAGCUGGUUUGCUGCUGGCAGGAUAAUCUUAGAUUUAUUUUGUAGUUUUCUGUUGAGCUAGUUCAUCUCGGCUGGAGAGCUGUUAGGUUGUAAAAUUGAGCUGGGCUGAGUAACUUGGUACCAAUAACCCCCCUUUCAAGUAAAUCUACCAAUGACGUCAAAUUCAUCUUGGUUGUGGGAGAUUAUGUUCUUUCCUUACAUUUACUGAAGGCUACCCACUUAAAUACGGCACCCAGGUAACCCAGCAACAGUUACUGCCUUGUGGGGAGGGAAGAAUAUGGAAGGGGACAGGGCAGGGCAGCAAAGAAAUUGCCAUUAAAUUAAAUGCCAUUAAUUGCAUUUAGAUAAAAAGAAUCUAAUGUCAAGAUAAAAUCUGACAGCAUUUUCUUUCCAGAUUUGCUAGCUGGAUGUUCCCAUGUGGAAAUAUUAGAGUUGGUCUAAAGCUGUGUGACCAACCACUCAGUGGUGUCUUAAUGUAGGUGGACAGCAAAAUAAUUCUGGAAAGGAAUUGCCCAACCUAAACCUUUUCAGUUUUUUUUCCUUUUAGAAACCAGAUCAUUUCUGGCAAGAAUCAAAACUUUAUGGAUAUUUUAUUUUACAGAUCUCGUUGAAAUGAUUUCUACUUUUUUUUGAAAAGACUGGUGUUAUCUGUCACCACAGGACCUGACUUGCCUUGAAAUGUGUUGGAAUGAAAGACCAAAUGCAAAAUAAGCAAGCACAUAGCAUCGUAACAGCAUGUUUGUGAUUGGUAUUUGCAUCAGAUUACAAGUACUAUGGUUGGGCAACCUUCUUGUGUUUAAACAUCAGUUGUGAUUGUGUUUUACAACAUCUCCAGAAUUUUACAGAAUUAGAGGAGCCAUGUGGUACAUUAUGUCUGUACCAGCUCCUUGGAAGAGUUAGCCAAUUAGACCCUCACCUACCUUUCCCCACAGCCUUACAAUUUUAUCCAAUACAUCCAAAUUCCUCUUGAAAGUUAGUAUUGAAUCUGCUUCAGCCACUGUCUUUCACGCAAUGAGUUCCAGAUCAUAAUUCACUGCAUAAAACAAAAUUUACUUUGCCUUGCUUCCUUUGCCAGUUAUCUUAAAUCUAUAUGUUGUUGCCAUCAUUUUUGCUUGUGCUGCAGUAUAAUUUACUUACUCUUAUCAAAGCUUUCUUCAUAUUUUUGAAUGUCUACAUGAAAUCUCUGGUUACACUUCUCUGCUGUAAAAAGGACAAUCAAAGCUUCUGCAAUCUCCCUGAAUAAUGGGAUUUCUAUCAUCAUUGGUCUCCCAACUUUUAAAGUAGUCUGGUACCGACCAGUAAUUUUCCCCUGUGAUAUAUUUCCCUUCACCUCAAAUCAGAUGCCUGCUGAGUUUUCCCAUUCACUACAUAUGAUGUAUACAUACAGCAUUCCCAUUCAUUACUUAUCCAUGUGCAUGCCAGGUAUUUCAUUUUACUGCAUAGUCCACAUUCAUACACAAUAUUGCCAUUCAUUACAUUUACUUUGUAAUUGCCAUUCUCUACGUGCCAUGUGUGCGCAGAACAUUCCCAUUCACUACACGUGUAUGAAGUAUUUCAUUUACUACACAGGCUGUGUUCAUACACAGCAUUGCCAUUUCCCUACAUCAAUCAUUAGUGAUUAGGAAUACUCUACAUACAUGUCAAAUGCAUGCCUACACAGUAUUCUCAUUUACUGCAUCAACCAUGUACAUGCAGAGUAUUCCUAUUCACUGCAUUGACUAUCGUGUGCAGUAUAUUGCCAUUCACUACAUCAACCAUAUGUUCAGAGUAUUCCCACUCACUACAUAGACCCUACAUGUGGAAUAUUCUUGUUCACUACAGUUUAUGCGUGCACAGAAUAUUCCCAUUCACAUCUGCUAUAUACAUAGAGUAUUCCCAUUAAGUACGUAGACUGUGUGUGUGUGUGUGUGUGUGUAAAAAAAAAAAAGUAUUUCCAUUCAUUACAGCAUUCGUUGAAGUUCUAUUAAUAUUUUCAGUGCGUCAGUUGCUAGGUGGUACCAUGUCUAAGAGUUCAUGUGGGUUUUUGAUGCAUCGUUACUGUCAUUUUUGGUACAAAAUGAAAACAUCCGUUGGUCAGGUGGAUGUUUGUGAAACACACUCACCAUAAGUAAGAUCCUUAGUACUCUGCAUGUACUUGUUAGGUUAUCUCUAUGCAAUAUGCUGAAUUCAGUUUUGUUUGUGUAUGAAUACAUGUCACACGUCUUUUUUGGGGUUUUUUGUGACCCAGUCUGGAAUGAAUGAGCAACCUCCCAUUAUGCUUGGUAUUUAUAACUUGUUAAAUAAUGAUGCUAGCUGGGCUUAACAAAAAAAAAACCUGCGGAUGCUGGAAAUCGGAAUCAAAAACAAUAGAGAUUGCUGGAAAAACUCAGCUGGUCUGGCAGCAUCUAUGGAGCGAAAGCAGAGUUAACGUUUCAAGUACUGUGGCCCUCUUCAGAACUGAUGUAGCUAGGAAAAGGUUUGUAUUUAUGCAGAAUUUGGCAUAGGGGGAGAUGAGGGGAGUAACUGAUCGAUGGAGAGAAAACUCAGAAACACCAGCAACUUCUGUUUUUCUCACUAGCUAGGCUGUUCUGUCGUUUUGUUUGGGAUAGGAAAACUAUGAAAAGUAGGUUUUGCUAAUCACUAUGAAUCAUGACAAAUAGGUCUAUUAAUUGUGACCCAGACUGGGAGAUGCCUAAAGUUGGUGUUUAUUUUAUCCUUGUAUUAACCCACUGGAAUUUUGAGAGGACAAGAAUUGCAAUCCAAUUUGCUAUUUCAUCAACAAUGGAAGGAUCAUAUUCCAGAUGAAAUUGCCUGGUAUCUUUUGAUCUGUUCAAGUUGAGUGUAAUUUACUAUCUACCAUAUGUAUCACUCUGAAAGCUGGAAGAAAAUGGUGUUGCAAUUUUUAUUUGACUUCAAAAAGUCAGUUUUGAUAAAGCUAGCAACCUAUUCGGCAUCGAGAUCUGGAAGAAAGGUGGAGUGGGGUAGGGGGCAGAGGAGGGGGAGAAUUCCUAGCCCUGGUUAAGAAUUAAAAACUACGAACAUGCUUUAUGAAAAGAUACUGAACUAUUGAGCAGUAUCAACUUACAGCACUCCGUGGCUUAAGGAAGGGAUUUAUAGAGCACUUUUUCACAAUCUCAGGAUGUUCCAAACUCUACAGAAGUAAUUAAGUAGCUGUAAAAUGCAGUCUCUAGAUUUUUGGUGGGGGGAGUAGGGGAGAAAUGGGAUAGUCACUUUGCCAUUUUUCAACCAUAUUAUUUAAUGAAACAAAUCAUAAAAUCUUACAGCAAAGGAGGUCAUUAUGCUUGUGCUGGCACUUUAAGUUAUACAAUUAGUUUGCUCUUUCCCCAUAUUCGUACAAGUCUUUUCUUUUCCUUAAAAAUAUUUAUACAAUUUUGUUUUGAGGUCACCAUUGAAUCUGCUUCCACCACCCUUGCAGGUAGUAUAUUAUAAAUGAUCAUAUCUAUAUGUGGAAAGGAAUUCUUCUCAGCUUCCCACUGAUUAUUUUGGAAAUUUAUUUAAAAUCUUGUCCACUGCUUACUGACCUUUCUUCCAGAGGAAACAGUUCUCCCUUUCUACUUUUAAAAUCCCACAUGGUUUUGAACAUCUGUUAAAAGUCUGCUUAACUUUGUCUGCUUUUGAGCACAGACCAGGAUUCCCUACUCAAUUCACAUGUUGUAGUCCUUCCUCCAUGGUAUCAUUCUAGUAAAUCUCCUCUACGCCCUCUCCAAUAUUUUGACAUCUUCUAAAGUGUGGAGCCUAGAAAUGGGCAAAACUCCAGUGGAGUCCUAACUAGUAUUUUGUAAAGGUUUAGCAUGACUUCCUUGUGCCUGUGUGAAGCCAGAGAUUCCUUAAGCUAUUUUAAGUGUUCCCUCUUUAUCUGUCACCUUCAAAGAUUUUUGUUAAAACCCUCAAUUCUCCCUGUUCUUGUACCCCUUUUAAAAUUGCACAUUGAACUUGCAUUGCUUCUCCUCAUUCUUCCUUCCAAAACACAUACGUCACAGUUCUUUGCAUUAAAUUGAAUCAUAACACAUACAGAAUUUCAAGAAUUUAUGAUCCUUCUCCCUGCUCAAUAUUUUUGAGUUUGAAGUGAUGCCUUGUAUACUCCUGUCCAGGUCAACAAUAUCAAAAGUGGCAAGGCUCACACUGAUCCCUGGGACACUACUGUACACCUUUUCUCCACUCAAACACAAAAUACACACCAGUUCUUUCUAUGCUGUUGCAACUUUGUAUGUCCAAGUAAUCUCUGUUUUUGGGUAUGUGAUAAACAGAUUAAUGCACUGGUUUUAUUUAAAGGGUAUGAUUUAAAGUGCUCAAUCUUAAUGUGAGCAUGAGGAUUUUUAAUUUCUGUAAGACCAUGUUAUUUCUCAGGCCCCCUCUAGCUUGACAUAUAAAAAAAAGAAAUAGAAUUUGAAUACAUUUUUGCAGAUCCAGACUGAAGAAAUUUAAGCUUCAUUCUGGAUCCUUUGGGGAAAUUGAGGAAAUAGGGUAUCAGCAGAUUAUCAUCAGAGGGUAAUUAGUGAGAAGAUAACCUAGAGCUCAGCCCACUGGAGUAGUGGAAGUAGAAACAGUAAUUCCAAAAAGAAAUGGGGUGGGCAAUUGGAAACAAGCUUACAGCCCCAGGGGAUUAAAUUUAUGGGCAGUGUUGACUAGCUUAAUCCAUGGGGAGCCAGCAUGCACAUCAGCUAAAUGGCCUCUUUCUGUGCAUUAAAACAGGAAAUGUCCGAUUCAGUAAUGAAUCUCCUCUAGGCUUUGGUGACCUUUUAUUUUUUGAAAGUGCCUACAGUGGUACUGCUUGUGUUCAGUAGUUGCCUUUGUGGGGAAGUAAAUGUGAGACCUUUUGUUGUGACACACUGCAGCACUUCAAAAGCUUUGACAAGCUAAGUACAAAUUGCAUGGAGAGGCAGAUUCCUAGAAUGUCUGCCUUUAUGGUGACAGUAAUGCGAGCUAUUUCAUGUAAAAUAAAUAAUUUGAAAGAAAAAUUUUUGAAGCUACACUACUGACUAAGCAGGAGACAUCAAUGUGGAAAAGUAGUCAGUUUCUGAACUAGAAUAAUAUUGUGGUUUAUGAUGCACCUAUAGUACUUUUGACCUCAACCCUUCCAUCGACCCAUGUGUUUUACAAUAACAGUCACAGCUCUCUGAAAAAGAUCUUGAUCUACCUUUGAAUCAGACAGUAAAAUUAACACAACCCAAAUGCUAGACUGUGGUGCAGACAGUGAAGGAUCUCUCGUUAGCAGCAGCAAUCUGCCAAUUUUUUUCUUAAGCUCAGGGUGUGGAUAUUGCUGACACGGCCAACAUUUAUACCCCUGUCCUUGGGAGCCAUCUGCUUGAACUGUUGUAUGGUAUAAGGUGAAUGUAUUUUGCCAGCACUGUUAAUAAACAAUGACAUAUAACCAACUCAGGAUGGCGAAUGGCUUAGAGGGGAUCAUGGAGUGUUACCAUGCAACUGUUUCACUUAUCCUAAAUGGUGGAAGCUGGGGGUUUGACAAUGUGCUGCAGUGCAUUCUGUAGAUUGAUAUCUAAAAUGGUGGAUGGGAUGCCAAUGACCUCCAUGUUUGUAGUUUGUACAAUUAAUGGACUGCUUUCUCCUGGGUGGUGCAGAGUUGAGUGCUUCAACUGCACUAAUGAGUGUUUGGGCCUGGCACAAUAGCCAGGUGUAGUCAUCUUGUGUGAACAGGUGGAUUAUUGUCAUUUUAGUGACUUUGUUGCUGGCAGUUUUGCAUUCUCUUAAUGUUGAGUGAUGUCCCUUUGUGAGAAGUCCUUUUCCCAGCACUCCCUUUGUAAGUACUAUGAAUGGAGAUUACAGUAAGAGUAUUUUUAUUAUUGAUGCUAAAGUGACAAUGAAGCAGAAAUCCCUCUUCUGAACACCCCCAGCCCUGCCCUCAACUUUCAUGAGUACCCUUCCUCCUCUCUUUCAUAGAAUCUAGGAAACCCCAAAUGGUGUUGCAAGUGGGCAAUUUGUGCAAUUGUCAGUUGACACUAUAAAAUUAUUUUUUUUUAGAAUAGCAUCCUUUUAUAGCAAGAGCAAAGUUACUGAAGGUAUGCACUAUUGAAACAAGUAUCAGUGAUUAAAAUGGGGAGAAUGCUAUUUAUGGAUUGUACAGGCAGUUUGUAAACCUGAUGUGAACGAACAAACUUAUGGUCUGGUGUGUCUUCUUCCUAUUCUCGGUUGGAUUUUCAUAAAUUGCAACAGUAUUGAGAAUUUAUCACCAAAGGCCUUGAGAAUCAACUGGCCUUUCUCAUCUUGAGCUUCUUGUCAAAAUUAGUACUGGGAUGAUUGACUAUUUGGAAGAGGAUGGGAGAUGGGAAGAGGCGCGAAGCUGAGAGUUUCUACCAAAGUUUUUUUUUUUUAAAAAAGCCAAAGAAUCAGUUGUAAAUGCUGGAACCAUGAAUGGUGCAUUGGAUUUGGGCUGGAAAAGGAGUUCACAGGCAGAUUCUUGGUACUAGAUUUGAUGCUCUGGUAAUGUGGUUUGUGUAACACUUGGAAGGGUUAGGUUUAGUAAUGAGAUGAUGAUUUAUCAACAGGCUUGUCAAUAAACUGCUGCGGUACUGUUUCCUGUUAUUGCAGGGGUUGAAGUGGUCUUGGACUAUUUGUCACAUUACUGAUCACAUUGUAUUUUUCCAUUUUGAGUGUCGUGGAGGGCAGUUCAUUCUUUUUAUUACAGUGAGCCACAGACUGGGAAAAACUGUACAGACUAAACUUUCACUUGAGGGACAUGAGCUGUACGUCUAAAGACCACUGUCACUGCUCGUCCUGCAAAUUUCCUCUGGAACCUGUGAAACAUUCUUGCAUCACGUAGUUCAGAUAUAAUGCUGACCAUAAGACUAUAAUCAGAAGCAUUCUUAAAACUGGACUCAGGCGUGUGCACCACUACGUGGCAUCAAUGACAGGAUGUUUGGUUGGUGGUGCAGUGAAGUGAAGAGAAUGUUAUGAAAUACAUGAGAAUUUUUGUACUAUAUAAUUCACUAUUAAAUCCCAUGACACAUGCCAAGCUUGCUUAGUGUCUGUACAGUUAUUGGGGGAAUGUUUUGCCUUAAAUCAGACUCAAGUGAAGGGGCAGCCUGUAACCUGUUUGGUGGCUAGAAAUAUCACAGCUAUUCCCAACUUUUCAUUAUUGGUUUAAGCCAUGUGUUUUGUUUCAGUCUAAUGUAAAGUUAUUUUUGAGUGCUGCUGGUUAAAUGUAGAGAUUGCUGACCCACUCUCUGGCUAAAACAAAAUGCUGUACCAUUUUAAGGCCAUCUAACACCCCUGCUCCAGGGAGUGGCUGGCAAUCUGGUUCAAUAAGGGAAAGAUCACUGUCAAGUUGGAGAGUAAUACUGUAUAUAAUUUUCAUUCCUUCCACCCCAUGUUCACUCUAAGAGAAGAACAUAUGCAAGUUUCUUUUUUUAAAAAAAUGUAAACUGAAAUGUAUUAAUACUGGAGACUGUAAUUAAUGCAUGACAAACAUAAGUUUUUAUGACAAUAAAUUGAUUUCAAACUAAA
This is a messenger RNA of Rhincodon typus (whale shark), 10299 nucleotides long. Its product is annotated as ras-associated and pleckstrin homology domains-containing protein 1-like. The transcript has a single exon. Lineage: Eukaryota; Metazoa; Chordata; Chondrichthyes; Orectolobiformes; Rhincodontidae. The coding region runs from base 1 to 1977 and encodes 658 amino acids. The record is from RefSeq and is a predicted model, not a curated record.